Podarcis muralis (Common wall lizard) is the source of this 8974-nucleotide messenger RNA. RefSeq names its product kinesin family member 21B (gene KIF21B). Gene Ontology annotation, biological process: mitotic spindle organization; spindle elongation; microtubule-based movement. NCBI's taxonomy places the organism in Eukaryota, Metazoa, Chordata, Lepidosauria, Squamata, Lacertidae. The record is from RefSeq and is a predicted model, not a curated record. Gene Ontology annotation, molecular function: microtubule binding; microtubule motor activity; ATP binding. Gene Ontology annotation, cellular component: microtubule associated complex.
CGCGCGGGCUCCCUCAGCAGUCCCGCUACUGCCGCGGGGCGGGCAGGAGGGAGAAGGGCGCUGCGUAGCUUUGCGCGCCGCCGCCGCCGCUGCCUCCUCUCCCAGGCAGGAAGCGAGAGAGCGCGGCUGGCCGUAGGAAGAGCAGCCGCCGCCGCCCAGCAUGCCCUCGCCUGCCCCAGGCGGCCUCCGCGCCUUGCGCUCUUCUUAGCCGAGUCGCCGCCUCAGCCUCGUCUUGGCCCCGGCCCCAUGGUGGUUGGGGGGCAGCGCUCUGCUGCGGCGCGGGGAGGCGGCAGAGGAGGAGGAGGAGAACGAGAAGGAGGAAGGCAUGGCCGCCCAGGGGGACAGCUGCAGCGUCAAGGUGGCCGUGAGGAUCCGUCCUCAGAUGCCAAAGGAGAAGAUAGAAGGAUGCCACAUCUGCACAUCAGUGACACCUGGCGAACCCCAGGUGCUCCUGGGAAAGGACAAAGCCUUUACCUACGACUUUGUCUUCGACCUGGAUACGUGGCAGGAACAAAUCUACACAACCUGUGUGAGCAAACUCAUCGAGGGCUGCUUCGAGGGGUACAAUGCGACUGUGUUGGCAUAUGGCCAGACAGGUGCAGGUAAGACGUACACCAUGGGAACCGGCUUUGACGUGAACAUUUCCGAAGAUGAGAAUGGCAUAAUUCCACGGGCCAUUACCCACCUAUUCUCUGGCAUAGAGGAGCGCAAGCGGGCAGCGCAGGAACAGGGUGUGCCAGUACCAGAGUUUAAAGUCAGUGCACAGUUCUUGGAGCUGUAUAACGAAGAGAUCCUGGACCUCUUUGAUAGCUCACGAGAUCCUGAUUGCCGCCACCGGAAGUCAAACAUCAAAAUCCAUGAAGAUACCAGUGGUGGGAUCUACACCACAGGUGUCACAUCACGUCUCAUUGGCUCGCAGGACGAGCUGAUUCAGUGCCUGAAGCAGGGAGCUCUCUCUCGAACCACAGCCAGCACCCAGAUGAAUGUCCAGAGCUCUCGCUCCCAUGCCAUCUUCACCAUCUACCUUUGCCAAAUGCGCGUCUGCUCCCCUGUACACUUGGUGAAUGGAGACUCCAACAGUCUCCUGGAGGGAUCCCAGCCUUCUAGUGAAUAUGAGACACGAACAGCCAAAUUCCACUUUGUUGACCUGGCUGGCUCAGAGAGGUUGAAGCGGACUGGUGCAACUGGCGAGAGAGCCAAGGAAGGGAUCUCCAUCAACUGUGGUUUGCUAGCACUGGGAAACGUCAUCAGCGCCCUUGGGGACCAGAGCAAGAGAGCCUUGCAUGUGCCCUACCGAGAUUCAAAGCUGACUCGGCUCCUCCAAGAUUCCCUUGGUGGCAACAGCCAAACCAUAAUGAUUGCCUGUGUGAGCCCUUCUGAUCGGGAUUUUAUGGAGACCCUGAAUACCCUUAAGUAUGCCAACAGAGCUCGCAACAUCAAGAACAAAGUGGUGGUGAACCAGGAUAAGACGAGCCAGCAGAUCAGUGCCCUGCGAGCUGAAAUUGCUCGCCUUCAGAUGGAGCUCAUGGAGUACAAGGCGGGUAAGCGUGUCAUUGGAGAGGAUGGCUCUGAAGGCUAUAGUGACCUGUUCCAGGAAAAUGCCAUGCUGCAGAAGGAGAACACCACUUUGCGUAUGCGUGUGAAGGCCAUGCAAGAAGCUAUUGAUGCCAUCAACGUCCGUGUCACACACUUGAUGAGCCAAGAAGCCAACUUGAUUCUUGCCAAGGCAGGUGAUGGCAACGAGGCUAUUGGUGCUCUGAUUCAGAACUACAUCCGGGAAAUAGAGGAGCUCAGGACAAAGCUCUUGGAGAGCGAAGCUAUGAAUGAAUCACUGCGUCGCGGUCUAUCACGAGUUUCCUCUAGGCUUCCUUAUUCCCUGGGCAUAUCUUCAUCUCCUGGGCUGGGAGCUUCAAAUAGCCCUGUCUCCUCUGUGCAAGCUGAGGCCUCAGAAGUCAUCCAGUGGGCCAAGCAAGAUAUAGAACGGUUGAAGAAGGAGACUAAGCUGCGAAGGAAAAGCCCAGAGAAAGAAGGGUUUAAGAAGAGGUUGAGGAUGCAGCAGGGAAAUGAGGUGGAUGAGACAGAUGAGAAUGAGGUGGAAGAGGAGGAACGGGAUGAGAGUGGCUGUGAGGAAGAAGGCGGCCAGGAGGAGGAAGAGGAAGAUGAUUCGGGAAGUGAAGAAAGCCUGGUGGAUUCUGACUCGGAUGUUGAAGAAAAGGCAGCAAAUUUCCAAGCUGAUCUGGCUGACCUGACCUGUGAGAUUGAGAUCAAACAGAAGCUAAUAGAUGAGCUGGAGAACAGCCAGCGGCGCCUGCAAACUCUGAAGCACCAGUAUGAGGAGAAGCUGAUUCUACUGCAGAACAAGAUCCGUGACACACAGCAAGAGAGGGACAGGGUCCUGCAAAACCUGAGUUCCAUGGAAUGCUACACAGAAGAGAAGGCGAACAAGAUCAAAGCAGAUUAUGAGAAGCGUCUAAGGGAGAUGAACAGGGACCUGCAAAAGUUGCAGGCAGCCCAGAAGGAGCAUGCCCGCCUCCUCAAGAACCAGUCGCGAUACGAGCGAGAGUUGAAGAAGCUGAAUGCAGAAGUGGCAGAGAUGAAGAAAGCCAAGGUGGCACUGAUGAAACAAAUGCGUGAGGAGCAGCAGCGGCGCAGAUUGGCAGAGACGAAAAGGAACCGGGAGAUUGCCCAGCUGAAGAAGGAGCAGAGGAGGCAGGAGUUUCAGAUUCGAGCUCUAGAAUCUCAGAAGCGGCAGCAGGAGAUUGUACUUCGCAGGAAAACCCAAGAGGUCUCUGCUCUGCGCCGUCUGGCCAAACCUAUGUCUGAUCGGGUUGCUGGAAGAAUGAAUCAAAAGCAAACCAUGCUGGACUCGGGUGUAGAGGUCUCCACCAGCACCACCUCCUCCGAGCCAGAAUCUAGUUCUCGCUCUGUAUCCAGCAUUGUGCGCCAAUGGAAUCGGAAAAUCAACACCUUUCUGGGAGACCCUCCUUCUUCCACAAAUGGGACUCGAACUGUCAGGAAGAAGUUCGCAAAGAAAGGGGCAAACCAGACCUUCAGUAAGACAGCCCGCAUGAAGUGGCAGUCCCUGGAGCGCCGUGUCUUUGACAUUGUCAUGCAGAGGAUGACCAUCAUCAAUCUGGAGUCGGAUAUGGAGCGACUCAUCAAGAAACGCGAGGAGCUGUCACUGAUGCAGGAGAUGCUUCUGGGGAAGAGGGAGAAGCUGCAGACAGAGAACCCUGAAGAGCAGAAGGGGCUGCAGGAGCUGAAUGAGGAGAUUGAGGUGCUGGCAGCCAACAUUGACUACAUCAAUGACGGCAUUUCUGACUGCCAGGCCACCAUCAUGCAGCUUGAAGAGACCAAGGAAGAACUGGAUUCCACAGACACCUCUGUGGUGAUCAGCUCCUGCUCCUUGGCUGAGGCACGGCUUUUGCUGGACAAUUUCCUCAAGGCAUCCAUAGACAAGAGCCUGCAGGUAGCCCAGAAGGAAGCCCAGAUCCGCCUGCUGGAAGGCCGCUUGAGACAAACGGAUGUGACUGGCUCCUCUCAGAACCACCACAUCCUGGAUGCCUUGCGGGAAAAGGCAGAAUCCCACCCUGAGCUGCAGGCGCUCAUCCACAAUGUGCAGCAAGAGAAUGGCUAUGCCAGCACAGAUGAAGAAGUCUCUGAAUUCAGCAUGGCCUCAGAGGGGAGCUUUUCCCAGUCUUUCUCCAUGAAGGGCUCUGCCAGUCAGGAUGACUUCAAGUGCAGGGGGGAGCCCAAGCUGUCUGGCCAGAUGAAAGCUGUGUCUGCAGAGUGUCUAGGGCCCACAUUGGACAUCUCCACCAAGAACAUCACCAAGUCGUUGGCAUCCCUCAUGGAGAUCAAAGAGGAUGGGAUUGGCUUCUCCAUCCGUGAUCCUUACUACAAGGAGAAGGUCUCCCGCACCAUCAGCCUGCCCAUCCGAGGGAGUACAUUCCCUAGACAGUCCCGUGGUGCAGACACAUCACCCCUCACCAGGAGGAAGUCAUAUGACCGGGGCCAGCCUAUCAGGAACCCAGAUGUUGGAUUCACUCCUCCUUCAUCCCCUCCCAGCAGGCCACGCAACGACCGGAAUGUUUUCUCCCGCCUCACCAGCAACCAGAGCCAGGGCUCAGCACUAGACAAGUCUGAUGACAGUGACUCCUCUGUCUCGGAGGUGCUGAGGGGCAUUAUCAACCCUGUGGGAGGGUCCAGGAGUGCCCGGACAGCUCCACUGCAAUGCAUCUCUGUGGCAGAAGGACACACCAAGCCUGUCCUGUGCCUGGAUGCUACAGAUGAAUUGUUGUUCUCUGGAUCCAAAGAUCGGAGUUGCAAAAUGUGGAACUUGGUGACUGGCCAGGAAAUUGCCUCCUUGAAAGGCCACCCAAACAAUGUGGUUUCCAUAAAGUACAGUAACCACUCUGGCCUGGUGUUCACAGUCUCUACCUCUUACAUCAAAGUGUGGGACAUCCGGGAUUCUGCAAAGUGUAUUCGUACUCUCACUUCAUCAGGCCAGGUGAUUGCCGGGGAUGCCUGUGCUGGGACCUCCACCCGCACCAUCACCAGUGUGCAAGGAGAGCACCAGAUCAACCAGAUUGCACUUAACCCCACAGGCACCAUGCUCUAUGCAGCCACUGGCAAUUCUGUCCGCAUCUGGGAGCUAAACAGGUUGCAGCCCAUUGGGAAGCUGACAGGUCAUAUUGGGCCAGUGAUGUGUCUCACGGUGAACAGGACUGCAAGCAACCAUGACCUAGUCAUCACGGGAUCUAAAGAUCAUUAUGUCAAGAUGUUCGAGAUUGCGGAAGGCGUUGUUGGGAACAUUGGCCCCACUCACAACUUUGAACCCCCACAUUAUGAUGGCAUUGAGUGCCUAGCUAUUCAGGGAGAUGUUCUCUUCAGCGGCUCCAGGGACAACGGAAUCAAGAAAUGGGACCUGGACCAGCAGGAGCUCAUCCAGCAAAUCCCAAAUGCACACAAAGACUGGGUUUGUGCGUUGGCCUUUGUGCCUAGCCGGCCCAUGCUGCUGAGUGCCUGCCGUGGUGGGACAGUGAAGGUCUGGAAUGUCGAUAACUUCACCCCCGUUGGGGACAUCAAGGGGCACGACAGCCCCAUCAAUGCCAUCUGCACCAAUUCUAAGCACAUAUUCACAGCUUCCAGUGACUGCCGGGUAAAGUUAUGGAAUUACGUGCCUGGGCUCACCCCCUGCCUUCCACGACGCGUCCUUGCCAUCAAGGGCCGUGCUACCAGUCUGCCUUGACCCUCCUCCUGUCUUCUCUACUCUCCUGCUCACUUUUUCUUGCUGUGUUCCCCCUUCCCCUCUUUCUCGUCCCUAACCCCUUUCUCUGCGAGCUGAUCUCAGCUGCUUCUUAACGUGACUGGACAGUGAAACUCUGGAGUGCAAGGAAGCUACUGAACAGCACAACCUAGAUAGAACCUGGGGAACUACUUGGACAUGGUGACUGUGGUGGAGGUCACGAGAAGACAAGAUGUGGCGCUCUUGUUGAGCCUGGCUUGCAAGGGUAGGGCGUGCUUAGCUUCCCACCAGAAUCUCACACACUCAGGGCUUCAGGAAAAGAUGGCACCCUGGCUUUGUGGUACCAUGUGCCCCAGUGAGUGAGUUGGUUGGACGGUGCGAGGGAGCCUUCUUUCCUUUCCAGUUUCCAUGCUCCAUGUCUCUUUUUCUUGGUAGGAUUUUGCAAUGACACUGAACUGUGAAACUCCCACCAUGGCAUUGUCAGCCUAGGAGGAAGGUCAAGCUGAGGCAUUUGAGAGCAUUUCUCCCAUCAGAAUCCACAUGCCACCCAAACAGGCACCCCCCAGGCUAUGUGAGAAGCUCUGCAAAAUAGGUGGUUUUAGGUGUUCAUAGGCCAAGGGGGUUUAUCAAGGAAAGAUGCAAGAGACCUCAUUCCUCACUCCAUCACGCCUGAGCGAUCCAAACCCAUCGACUCCUAUGGCCGCCUGGGGCCUGCUUAUGGCAUUCCUUCAGAGCUUAACAGUGAAACUGACCAGAGGAAAUCUAAACAUGCCAGCUGCUUCCUGGAUGUGUUUCCUGCAUAGUUGAUUGUUGUGUUUUAGAGGGUAUUUCUUGUUCUAGUUAGAUCUUUCAUGAGUGUUCAUGCGCUGGCUUCCUUUCUCUUAUUUCCACCACUGAUGGGCUGUGUGUAUGUGUGUGUGUGAUUUUCUGAAGGGGGGAAGGGUGGGUGGCAAAGUUAACCACCUUUUUAAAAAUGUUAAGCACAUGUGAUAUUUCUCAGUUUUUGCUCCAAAAGUAGAAUCGCCAAAGGUUUUCCUUUUCAAAUGCUUAGAGCCCUACCAAGAGAACAUAAAAAAGAAAAAUAUCUACUGUAUAAGUGAGGUCUGUCAAAUGGAUGAUGAUUAAUAUGGGAUUUGGAUUAUCACUUUUUCUUCAACUGUGGAAUCAAGAUUUCUGUUAGUUUGGAAGAAUGGUUGCUUUCUGUAUUCCAGCUUCAGACUUGAAAUUGUAAUGCUGAUCCCUUUUUUCAUAGUGCUAGAUAUCCCAGGAGAAAAAAAAAAAGAUGUGAGCUACUGGAAUAUGUUUUUGGCUUCUCCCUGGGAAAGUCUUCACAGGCAGCCUGGGGAGAAACAUGCAUUAUUUCAAUCUGUGAAGCUGUUUACAUUGUCCUGUUCCAAUAAGAGAAAAUAAUAAUGGCAACAGAAACUGACUCUCUCCUCUCAGGUGGAGAAAGGACCCUUUUAAGCAUUGGAACAGAAAUGUGUGAGGUUUUUUCCUUUAGAUUUUUAACAGGGUAAGAAACACUUGAACAAGCGUGUGGUGAUGCGUUCCUGUCUUCACAUUUCCCCAGAUGUGGGAUGAUGAGACUUGCCCUCUUAGUCUUGCCCCAUCACCUGUUUACUUACACCUGCUUGGCAUCCGUUCACAUCAAUACUCAUGUCUUCAUAAUAGACUCUGCAAUGAAUAAGCAGGAGAAGCUUCUCUCUCUGUGUUUCAAUCAACUUGAAUUUUCACUGGUGGAGUUUCAACCCACUUAAGUGUUCUCAUGGACCCUGUGUGAGCAUCACUUUGCAAGAGAUGAAGCUUUCUGUUUGUGUGUAACACAGCAGGGCUGUCCCAGCCCUCACUGGAGAGUCACAGAGCACUCCUCAAAACCUUCGUUUCCUCACUUGGCUGUUAAUAUGUGGUAUAAAUGGACUUUUGACAUGCAUUGUGCUCUCCUGACCAAGGACCAAGUUCAUGCCUCAACCAGCAGACUUGGGGUAAGCAGCACACUGGUGGACCAUUCCACAGCUCUGCCCCCUGGUUUAUAGGAGUCUUCUGCUCUAAUAAACUGGGUUUGGGUGUGAACUUCAUCCGCUCCAUGCAGUGAAGCUGCAGAUUCUUCCAUUGGGAGUAGGUUGUUGUACUGUAAUUCUGUAUGGGUGUUCAAAAGGUUCUGUGUAUUGUCUUGUGCAUUUUUUGGGGGUGGCGGAGCAGGAGGGAGAGGGGUGUGUGUAUGUGCACGCGCAUGAGUGAAAUUUAAAAAGGGUGAGGGCUUGUUUUGAGUUAACCUACCUCAUGGUCCAAGGUGUCUAGUUCUACUCUUCGGGGGGGUUUUUAUGUUAAUAAAACUUGAAUUAGUCUGGGGACCGCACAUUACCACUGACCCCUAAGUCCCAAAAGUGAGAUGAAGGCAAGGUGAAAGCAAGUGUGCUUUGCCUUCGCUGUUGACUGAUUUACAUUCAAGCUCACAGCUUGUACUGUGUCCACCAGCAGCACCAAUUUUAAUAAGCUCUUCUUAAAUGUUAAGACUGAUAUUUAUUGAAUCAUUGUGUCCUUUGCAGUCUUCUCGUGACUUAGCAUUCUCAGCUGAGAAUAACAGAGAGGUCCAAGUGAUUCAAGCCUUGGAAGAGGGACCAUCUUCCAUCGGUAAUGAAAUCAGCACAAUCCUCACGCCUUCACAUGGCUACACGAGCUAUCUUGUCCGAUAUUUUCAGAAGCUUGUAGUCCACCUGUGAAUGUAGUUGCCUGUAAAAAAAUAUAUUCUAGGAAUACAUUGUGAAUUAGCUGCACACAGUUCACCUAAAACUUCCUCCAUUCUUCCUUGGAGGAAGUCUGGUUUAGUACAAGAAAUAUGAAAUGUCUUGUAAAGUAUUACUUGAUAUACCUGAAAGCACUGUGCCCGACAGCACUCUGCUUAACUGUUAAAUUAUUGACCAUAUUGCCAUGUAGUCCCAUGUGCCUCAGUGCUAUUGCUAGCUUUUUAGGUAUGGGAUUAUAUUUUCUCAUAUUGAAGAAGCUACCCCCUUCUCUCUUUGUAUUUUUUAAUAGUCCUGAUCCAAGCGACGUGACAAAGUGCAAAACCCUGCAAAUGAAAUUGGGUGCAAACCAGGAGAGCCAUUUUACCUCCUCUGAACAGUUACGUGAAGCACACGGUGGGAAGGGUCAGAAUAAGCAAGCUGAAAACCUCGUCUGCUUUGAGUAGCCCUUGGGAGUAAAUGUGCAUGUUCAUUAAGAGGACACUGUCAUUAACGAGACUCAAAAGUGGGUUUGCACAACCUGCUUGAUUCAUCUAGCAGCCCUGGGAAAAUCUCUGCCAGGUUCUCCUGGUGUUCUUAAGGCUUUGCUUUGGCAAUAGGCCUCCUGGUGGUAGGAUAACAUGCACCAUCCCUGCAUUCCAAGAAAGGAGCUGGGGUGAAAGACCAUAGGCCCGUUUGCUCCACCUCUUGGUUUAUGUAUACAUAUAUAAUCAUGUUUCAAUUGACAGGUGCCUUUUCUUGCCCUGAAAGGUGUUUUCUCCCCCUCAAGGCUGGCGUGUGUGUUCAGGGCUUCUUUGGGGGUUUUGUACCAUCCGGCAAAAUGGUCACACGUAUGUAUGUGUGUGUGUGCGUGUGUACAUGAUAAGGUGUGUAAUUAUUUUAUACCGCUAUGUAAAUAGUGUAAGUUAUUUAAAGCUCCCGCUGUACAUGGUUUUCCAAUGAAUGUGUUUGUUCCUCCUCUUAAUAAAUAAACAUCAAAACAAGA